AUGGUGUGUCCGAGGUCACACAGGAGUUCUGUGGUCCUGACACCGAAGUCCACCUCCUGUCCGGGGCGCCAUGCUUUGUCCUUAAUGAUGGUGGUGCCUUUUUCUCAUCGCCCUCCUGCCUUGCCUCUCCUUCAGUCUCUGUCCAGCAGGACGAGCCUGGAGAACCGCACCUGGGCCGGGGUUGCACCUGCUGAGUUCAUCCUCCUGGGCAUCACCGACCGCUGGGACCUGCGCAUCGCCCUCUUCCUGGUAUUCCUGCCCGUCUACCUGGUGAGCCUGCUGGGCAACGUGGGCAUGGUGCUGCUGAUCCGUGUGGAUGCCCGGCUCCACACACCCAUGUACUUCUUCCUGGCCAACCUCUCCCUGCUGGACGCCUGCUAUUCCUCAGCCAUCGGCCCCAAGAUGUUAGUGGACCUGCUGCUGCCCCAUGCCACCAUCCCAUACACAGCCUGCGCCCUCCAGAUGUUUGUCUUCGCCGGGCUGGCUGAUGCUGAGUGCUGCCUGUUAGCAGUCAUGGCCUAUGACCGCUACGUGGCCAUUGGAAACCCUCUUCUCUAUACCAUAGCUAUGUCCCGGCCCCUGUGCCUGGCCUUGCUGGGAGCAUCAGUGCUGGGUGGGGCAGUGAGUGCCUUUGUCCACACAACCUUCACCUUCCGCCUGAGCUUCUGCGGUUCGCGGGAGCUCAACAGCUUCUUCUGUGACAUCCCGCCCCUGUUGGCCAUCUCCUGCAGUGACACAAGUCUCAACGAGCUCCUCCUCUUUGCCGUCUGUGGCUUCAUCCAGACAGCCACGGUGUCGGUCAUCGCUGUGUCCUACGGGUUCAUCGCCCGGGCUGUGAUCCGCAUGCGCUCGGCCGAGGGCCGUCGGCGAGCAGCCUCCACCUGCGGCUCACACCUCACGGCUGUGACCAUGCUGUAUGGGACACUCAUUUUCAUGUACCUGCGUCCCAGCUCCAGCUAUGCCCUGGACACGGACAAGAUGGCAUCCGUGUUUUACACUCUUGUUAUUCCCGCUCUCAACCCGCUCAUCUACAGCCUCCGCAACAAGGAGGUCAAAGAGGCGGCCAGGCGAGUCCGGGCUCGGUUCUGCUGUCCAGGGUCAGGGCGCCAGUGAGAGCUGCCUGG
Ochotona curzoniae (black-lipped pika) is the source of this 1124-nucleotide messenger RNA. Its product is annotated as olfactory receptor 5C1. The coding region runs from base 1 to 1113 and encodes 370 amino acids. The transcript has a single exon. The record is from RefSeq and is a predicted model, not a curated record. Gene Ontology annotation, biological process: G protein-coupled receptor signaling pathway; sensory perception of smell. Gene Ontology annotation, cellular component: membrane. Gene Ontology annotation, molecular function: odorant binding; G protein-coupled receptor activity; olfactory receptor activity. NCBI's taxonomy places the organism in Eukaryota, Metazoa, Chordata, Mammalia, Lagomorpha, Ochotonidae.